Messenger RNA from Ipomoea triloba (trilobed morning glory), 1792 nucleotides. RefSeq lists its product as uncharacterized. The coding region runs from base 193 to 1557 and encodes 454 amino acids. The record is from RefSeq and is a predicted model, not a curated record. Gene Ontology annotation, biological process: defense response. NCBI's taxonomy places the organism in Eukaryota, Viridiplantae, Streptophyta, Magnoliopsida, Solanales, Convolvulaceae. The transcript has 3 exons.
UACUGUCCUAUCUUCUAGAGAGGACAGAAGCCACCUCUCCUCCUUCAAUUCCCCCCAAUUGAUGCAACUCUCCCCCGUCGUCCCUUCCUCCCAGCUGAGGACGGCGUUUUGAUCAUCCCCGCCCCAUACAAACCUCCUGAUUCGAAAUUAAAGGGGGAAUAACAAAUUAAGAGAUCAGAACUCCUUCCAACAAUGGCGGGAUUCAUGAAACCCUUCCAAUUGCUGGAAAUAAACGUGAUGUCCGCCCAGGACUUGGAACCCGUGUCCAAGAAAAUGAAGACGUACGCCACCGUGUGCCUCAACCCGACCCGCCGGCUCACCACCGCCGUGGACUACGACGGCCGCAACAACCCCACGUGGAACGAUAAAUUCGUGUUCCGCGUCGACAACGAGUUCCUCCAGCGCGACACCUCCGCCAUCCAAAUCCAGAUCUACGCCGUCAAAUGGUUCCGCAACUCCCUCGUCGGCUCCGUUCGCUUCCUCGUCGGCAACCUCUUCCCUCCCCCCGCUCGUGGCCAACGCCAAAAUUUCGGCAUGCGUUUCGUCGCCCUUCAGGUUCGUCGAAAAUCUGGGCGUCCACAAGGUAUAUUGAACAUUGGGGUGGCGUUACUGGACAGCUCGAUGAGGAGCAUGCCAUUGUACAGGCAAAUGAGCUCGUCGGCCGUGGGGGUUAGAGAUCUGAUGCAGGAAGAUAAUCUUCUCCACAACGCCAACCCGAACGCGGUUCUACGUCGCAUGAAUAGCGAGCGCAGCACUCUCAUGUCAUACGACGACGUUUCCGUCAACAACAGCUCCAUACUCGCAAUCCCUAAGAAGAAGAACAAGGCGUUCGCCUUCGACGACAAGGAAAGCUCAAUCCUUAGCAUCUCCUUCGUGCCGCCCCCGCCGCCACCGGUAGCGACCAAGGGCGCGGGGAGCAGCAAGAAAGGAAAGGCUAGCUCGGUCAUCAACGGCGCAGAGCUACGGGGAGACAGGUCGGUUCAAAAGGGGAAGGCGAGCUCGGUGGUGAGCGAUUCCGUGUUUAGCAAGGAAACGAAUAUCAAGGGAGAAGAAAGUGGGAAGGUGGGUGGGCCAGCGUUGCCCCCCAUUAAGACUUCCCUGGGCCCAAAAUGGAGGGCGAACUCGAUCCUGUCAGACUCGGAGGUGGGGCCGUCCCCGUCAGAGGUAGCGAUGGCGAUGGCCAGGUACCCGCUGGAGCAAGAGGGGAGCUCGGUGAUGGACGGGUGGAGCGUGGACGAGAGCGUGGAAGGGUUGCGCUCAAAGCUGGAGCGGUGGCGGGCGGAAGCUCCGGCGAUGUACGACCAAGCAGGCUACGCCACCACCAGCAGCAGCUUCCGGUCCGGUAGCUACAUGGGGAGGCAGACCGACGGCGGCGGCGAGAACCCCGCCGACGGGUUGUUUUCUUGUUUUGGAAACAUGUUUGGGUACGAGUGUGAAUGCGUUUGCGGGCAACCUCCAACACUGGACAAUAACAACAAUAACAACAACAAUAACAAUGACACCAACAACAACUACAUAUGCAGAAGCCCAUCAGUUGGUGGCAGCAGUUUUCUUUAAUGGAAGUUUCGAUCAACAAAAGUGGUAUGAGAGGGGCGUUGAAGUGAUCAAGAAGGAGCGUUGCUGUGUUGGGGGACGAACAUUCUUUAGGGGGAUCAGAUCUUUGUUGGAAUAGUCACUCUCUUUUCUAGUGCAUGAUGAUGCCUUUUUUGUUCUCUUUUGGAAUUUAUUGAGAAAAAAAAAAGAUUUUUUUGUUGACAAAAAAAAUCAAUUUUAUAUUUUUGUUUAAUUGUUC